This is a messenger RNA of Rhipicephalus microplus (southern cattle tick), 1453 nucleotides long. RefSeq lists its product as uncharacterized. Gene Ontology annotation, biological process: regulation of transcription by RNA polymerase II. Gene Ontology annotation, cellular component: PcG protein complex; transcription regulator complex; chromatin. Lineage: Eukaryota; Metazoa; Arthropoda; Arachnida; Ixodida; Ixodidae. The record is from RefSeq and is a predicted model, not a curated record. Gene Ontology annotation, molecular function: DNA-binding transcription factor activity, RNA polymerase II-specific; RNA polymerase II cis-regulatory region sequence-specific DNA binding.
GGCUGACACCCGCGCAGCGUACGUGCCAUGGUGGAAGUUGGAAGACGGUUCAGAGUUAGAAGACAGGGAUUGCAGUGAGCCAGCAACUCUGGAGAUGGGCAAGUCACAGCAGCAACAGCCCCAUUGCUCUUCUGUUGGUGUCUCUGAAACUGAAAGACUAUCUGAUAUGGAAGUUCUUCACAAAGUCCAAAGAGGCAAGCGGCGAUUUGAAUGCCACUUGUGCCCUCAAAGUUUCCAACGCAGUUUCUAUCUAAGUCGGCACCUGCGCACCCACACCAGGGUACGGCCACAUCGAUGCCCUUCGUGUGACAAGAGCUUCUCCGAAAGGCACCAACUUAUGUCACACCUGCGCAGUCAUACUGGAGAACGCCCAUUUCAGUGCUCCUUCUGCCCACAAAGCUUUUCGCACUCAUCCAGCUUAUCAGCUCACCUACGCAUCCAUUCAGGCCAACGACCAUACAGCUGCACUGUCUGUGCUAUGUCAUUUGUGCAGAGUGCUCACUUGAAGUGUCACAUGCAAAUACACACAGGCAAGCGACCGUACAGCUGCCCUGUCUGCUCUAAGUCAUUUGUUCGGAGAUUUAUCUUGACAGAUCACAUGAAAACACACACGGGUGAAGGACUGAGUUGCACUGUCUGCUCCAAGUCAUUUGUGCGGGAUGCUUACUUGAAGAGUCAUAUGCGAAUACACACAGGCGAGCGACCGUACAGCUGCUCUGUCUGCUCCAAGUCGUUUAUUCGGAGAUCUGGCAUGACAGAACACAUGAAAACACACAUGGGCGAAGGACUGUACAACUGCACUGUCUGCUGCAAGACAUUUGUGCAGAGCACUGACUUGACGGAACACAUGAAAACGCACACUGGGAGUGUACAGCUGCACUGUUUGCUACAAGUUGUUUGUGCGAGGGGCUUGCCUGAUAAAACAUAUGAAAAAACACACAGGUGAAUGACCUUUCAGUGCUACUGUCUGCUCGGAAGUCAUUUUUGCGAAGCACUCACUCGGCGAGUCUUGUGAAAACACAACACUGAGGAUGUUUCCUUCUUUGCAUGUGUGAAUUGUCAUUACAUUGACAGUUCAUUGCUUGACGCAGCAGGUUGCACCUAGAACUCACAUGUACUAGCUUUUUAGCUGGCAUGUGUGCUCUAGCUGCAAUGUAGCAUUUUUAGCUGGCAUGUGAAAUCAACAGAUUUGCAAACUUCAUCUAAUAAUUUGGGCAGAGGUGUUUAAAAAAAUUGGUUGCCCUACCGUGAUCUUGUUCAUAUGGUAUUCCUUCAAAAUUGUGGUGUUUGUGUGAUAAAUACGUACCUGCCAACUUUUCCAAAUUUUCUGUAAAAUGUACAAAUUUAGACCUCACUUAUAAUUUUACUCCUUUUGCCUGAAGUCUUAUGGAAAAUAUUUUAUUCCUAAUAAAAUGAAGCUGAAGAAUAUAUUAAAACAGUGUGGCCUCUGCAA